AUUCGAAGAAUGAAAUCUAAAACUCACUUUUAACACCCCUUCCGUCAGCGAUCCUGCAAAAGUUUCCAUCAACCUUUAACUUGAGGUCACUCUGUGCCAUUGCCUUCUCAACAAUUACCUAACACAUAUCAAUGGCUGUCAUAACAGAGGAACAAGACCCGCCAAAGCCAUCAAACAACACAACGCACAAACCCACCUCAUCAUCAACCUUGACUCCGCCCACCACCACCAGCAGCGACACAACAAAUCCAUUUCGUUUCUGGUUUUACUUUACUAUUAUAGUGUCUCUCAUCACUCUUCUCUUCGUUUCUCUCUCCUCUCUCACGCCUCAGGACCCCAAAACCUGGUUUCUUUCCCUACCCACCAAUCUCCGCCACCAUUACUCCAAAGGUCGAACCAUCAAGGUCCAAAUCGCCCCAAGCAAACCCCAAGUUGAAGUGUUUUCAAUCCAAGAAGGUCCAAUUAAUUCUGACAAUGUACUGAUUGUACAUGGGUUAGGUUGUAGUUCUUUUGCGUUCCAGAAAAUGGUCAAUAUUUUGGGUUCCAAAGGUGUUCAUGCGGUUGCAAUUGAUCUGCCCGGUUCUGGGUUUUCCGACAAAUCGAUGGUAACAACAGAAGAGAACUGGGGUGGUGGGGUUUUUGGGAGGGUUUGGGAUAUGUAUAGUGAUAUUAAGGAAAAAGGUAUUUUUUGGGGAUUUGAUCAGUUGAUUGAACAAGGGUAUGUGAAUUAUGAGGAAAAUAAGGUUCGGGUUUCGAAAAGAGAGAGUGUUAAGGCAAUUGAAUUGGGUCUUGAAGAAAUGGGGAGGGUUUUGGGGCAAGUUAUUGAGGCAAUGGGACUGGCACCUGUUGAUUUGGUGUUGCACGAUUCAGCAUUGGUUUUGAGUGCCAAUUGGAUUUCGGACAAUUCAGGGUUGGUCAGGAGUGUAAUGCUUCUUGAUAGCGCUUCGAAUGGCACAGUGUUGCCUUUAUGGGUAUUGGAAAUUCCAGUUGUAAGGGAGGUUGCUUUAGGGUUUAAGUUUGUGUUUCGGAAGGUCAUUGAGAUGUGUUGUAUGAAAUCGGUUGGUGGUUCGGAUGUUGAGGCUCAUAGGGUUCUUUUGAACGCUAGGGAUGGGAGGAAAGCAGUUGUUGGAAUGGGGAAGAAACUAAAUUAUAGUUUUGAUUUGGCAGAAUGGGGUGCUUUGGAUGGUGUGAAAGAUUUGCCAAUGCAAGUUAUCUGGUCGAACAGCUGGUCCAAAGAAUGGAAUGAGGAGGGAGGUCGAGUUGCCAAGGCACUUCCUCAGGCAACUUUCGUCACACAUUCUGACGGCCGAUGGCCCCAGGAACAUACAUCUGAUGAGCUGGCUGAAAGUAUUUAUCGGUUUCUGUCCUCAUUACCUAAACCCAGCAGACAAGCUGAGGAAGAGUCUAUACCCGAGCAUAUUCAGAUGAUGUUUGAUGAAGCAAAAAGCAUUGACCACCAACACCACCAUCAACAUGGUCAUGGUGGCCAUGGCCACCAUGAUGGUCAUGACCACGGUCAUGAACAUGCCACUGGAUAUAUGGAUGCAUAUGGGCUUGGUCAUGGAUGGGCGAGUUGAUCUAUUUUUCUUUUCCCCCCCCUCCUCCGGUUUGGUUGUUUCCAUGGUAUCUUUUUGUGUAAUGAAGAUGCUUAGUUUUGUUUCCCUAACACUAAUUGUUGUAUGAGGUUCUUCUGCCUGGAAGCUACAUAUGUAUCUGAAGUUUGAUGUUGUAACAUGGCAGCUCUCUUUGUAAGAAGACCAAUAUGUAUCUUGAAGUUUUGCUAUGUAUGGCACUGGUUUUGAAUUUUAGUGCAUUUGAAUUUACC
Molecule: messenger RNA, 1825 nt
Organism: Ilex paraguariensis (yerba mate)
Lineage: Eukaryota; Viridiplantae; Streptophyta; Magnoliopsida; Aquifoliales; Aquifoliaceae
Source: the annotation of a GenBank genome assembly